AUGAAAUCAGGUAGCUCUUGGCUCAAUGCUGUAUAAAUCAAUCCAUUAGACUUUGCUGAAAUUGAUUACUUAGAUCCAGCUUUAAAGGAAGGACACAAAGUUCUAUAUGAUCGAAUUUUGAAUAUUAAUAUUCGUUUCCAAGAUCGCUUUUCAGAAGUCUAGGAACUUAGUUAACCAGAACCUAUCCGUUUACGAGUCUUACAACUAGUAAGGAUAUUAUUUAAUUAAGGGGAACUGAUAGUAAUCCAUAAUCAAUAAAAAUUGAAAUAAGUUCUGAUAAGGAUUUGUUCUUUUUAUUUAAUCAUGAAGCGACAGUGAAUGGUUUUACCUAGAUAAAAGCAUUAUAAAAUUUGUAAAUGCCAUUUAAGGAUUAUGCUUAGAUAGCAAUAGCAACUUUAAAUAAAGUUGAACAAAACUACAAUGGGUAUAAUACUAUAUUUAUAUGUAUAAUUAGAUAUGGAGCAAUCUUUUAGGUUAUGUUGGAUGGUUCAGCGAGAUUAGAAAUAAAUUAAACAACUGAAUUUCGAAGUGUGCAUAUGAUUUACUUUGAUUUUCAUUAAGUUGAGGAAUCAUUUUUGAGAUAAACGAUAGUGUUCAAAUACAAUUAACAAAGAAAAGAAAUAAAGUAUCUAAGUUAAUCAUUAAAUGAAUGCAGAAUGAGAGUAACUGGAACAUUUAAAUGAUUUACAAUUUAU
Paramecium sonneborni is the source of this 695-nucleotide messenger RNA. Lineage: Eukaryota; Ciliophora; Oligohymenophorea; Peniculida; Parameciidae. The record is from the annotation of a GenBank genome assembly.